This is a messenger RNA of Epinephelus moara (kelp grouper), 1616 nucleotides long. RefSeq lists its product as uncharacterized. Lineage: Eukaryota; Metazoa; Chordata; Actinopteri; Perciformes; Serranidae. The record is from RefSeq and is a predicted model, not a curated record. Bases 44 to 745 code for a protein of 233 amino acids. Gene Ontology annotation, biological process: response to bacterium. The transcript is spliced from 5 exons.
AAGACCUGUUUCAUUGUCUUUCAACAUCAGAUCAUCAUCACACAUGGACGGGCUGCGUAUUUUUCUGGUCAUUCUCCUGGGAGUUGCACACUGUCGUGAUGAUUGGAUCUCUGAAUCAGAGUUGGAAGUGACAGUCACUCCAGGAGACAACAUCACUCUCUACUGUGACUAUAAAUUAUCCUCUGGAGAACUUAUAGUGUGGUACAGGGACUGCUCUCAUGAGAACCAGCCCUCUCUCGUCCUAAAACUAAAUCGUAAUGUGUGGAGACAGUCCACUAUUGCUGCCAGCCUUCUGAAUCCUCUUCCUCGUUUCCACUUUGUGAGAAACUAUGUGUCUGACUCCUAUGACCUGCUGAUUGUAAACGUCACUGAUUCUGAUGAGGGCCUCUACUACUGUGGAAGUGAACAGAAACAAGUGGAGGACAAAGGACAAAUUACUUCGAAAAACAUUUACAGAUACGGCACCAAUACAACAAGGAUCAUCACAGUACUCAACUCCACUGAGCCUUACCGCCCGAUUACACAAGACAGUGGUGUGUGCUGGAUGCUGCUGUUCUCUCUGUGUCCAGCUUUUGUUGUUCUCGUCUCUCCUCUUUCUUCUCUCCUGGUUUAUCACCUCAGUCAGAGAAAAGAAAAAGAACCUCAAGUUCAUCAGAAAAGACCCAGCACCAGAGACCAAGCAAGACGGAAUCAGGAUGAAGAUGUGUUUUUAACACGAGUCGUGUACUGGGCUCAGGAUGGAUAAACACUCCAGCAGGCAGUGCUGUGCAUGAACACGCUAAAGAGUGCUAAAAUACAACACCUGGCGUGCUACAGUGACGCCAACACAAGAGCGGCAUGGCUAGUGCUAAUGGAUAUUCAGGUCAUAUGCAUAUUUAAAGGACUUUAAUAAACAAAUUAGUACUGAUUCAAAUGGAAGAAAAUCUCAUAUUUAUAGGAAAAUUGUGCCCUGCGGGUUGUGAAAAAACAAGUCCGAACAUCAGCCAUAUCUGCAAUGAAAUUGAAAGGCUCCAGUCUUUGGAAAUAUCUGCAAUUAAAUGAUGAUCACAAGAAAGUUCCUCCAGCCAGGUCAAACUCACAGGUCUUUUUUUUAAUCAUUACUGCUUUCUCUACAUUGUGUGCCCUCUGCAGAACUGAAAUCAUCACACAUCUUUCAGCUGUAGGGACUGUAAUGAAGCCACUGGUGGAACCAGUACCAGGUCGCUUCGUUUGUUGUUUUUGUUGUAUUUUUUCAUCUCAUUGUUUGCUAGUUUUUAUGUUUUGCACCCUACUGUUAUCUACUUUAUAUAUAGUUUCACAUUUGCUAUAUGUUGUAUUUUAUAUGUGUUACACAUGUUUUUUCUACUUUGUUAGUUUAGUUUCUGUAGGAUAAAUAAAGUUCAAAUUUAUCUUGUCUCACCUCACCUCACCUCACCUCACCUCAUCUCACCUCACCUUAUGGUGCAUUGUUUCAGUGGUAAAACACAUGCUCAGAUUGUUUUUCUUGGCUUUUAAAAGUUCACUCUGUCUGUCAUUCUAUACUAGUAUACAGAAUAGUAGUAUACUGGUAUAAACUAGUCCAUAUUUUGGGACUGUGUACUUCAACUAAAUUUGUGUUGUGUACUUUGAACAUGAAC